AGCCGUUUCCGGAGUCUGCGCUGCGCCCGGUUCCGCCAUUGCGGCUCUCCUGGCCCGUGGAGCCUCCGCCCCCGACCCGAGCUCUUUCGUCUGCGUGCCAGUUUCCUGCGUCCCCGGAGAGGAUCCUGCUGAGCCCAGCCUCCCCCCUCCCCUUCUCCUCCUCUCCCUCGGAGAGCCCGGGCAGCCACUGCCCCGCAGCCCCAGUGACAGGAGGAGACCAUUCCCCCCGACAGCGCCAUGGCCCAGAUUCUGCCAAUUCGUUUUCAGGAGCAUCUCCAGCUCCAGAACCUGGGUAUCAACCCAGCAAACAUUGGCUUCAGUACCCUGACUAUGGAGUCUGACAAAUUCAUCUGCAUUAGAGAAAAAGUAGGAGAGCAGGCCCAGGUGGUAAUCAUUGAUAUGAAUGACCCAAGUAAUCCAAUUCGAAGACCAAUUUCAGCAGACAGCGCCAUCAUGAAUCCAGCUAGCAAAGUAAUUGCACUGAAAGCUGGGAAAACUCUUCAGAUUUUUAACAUUGAAAUGAAAAGUAAAAUGAAGGCUCAUACUAUGACUGAUGAUGUCACCUUUUGGAAAUGGAUCUCUUUGAAUACGGUUGCUCUUGUUACCGAUAAUGCAGUUUAUCACUGGAGUAUGGAAGGAGAGUCUCAGCCAGUGAAAAUGUUUGAUCGCCAUUCUAGCCUUGCAGGGUGCCAGAUUAUCAAUUACCGUACAGAUGCAAAACAAAAGUGGUUACUUCUGACUGGUAUAUCUGCACAGCAAAAUCGUGUGGUGGGAGCUAUGCAGCUAUAUUCUGUAGAUAGGAAAGUGUCUCAGCCCAUUGAAGGACAUGCAGCUAGCUUCGCACAGUUUAAGAUGGAAGGAAAUGCAGAAGAAUCAACAUUAUUUUGUUUUGCAGUACGGGGCCAAGCUGGAGGGAAGUUACAUAUUAUUGAAGUUGGCACACCACCUACAGGGAACCAGCCCUUUCCAAAGAAGGCAGUGGAUGUUUUCUUUCCUCCAGAAGCACAAAAUGAUUUUCCUGUUGCAAUGCAGAUCAGUGAAAAGCAUGAUGUGGUAUUCUUGAUAACCAAGUAUGGUUAUAUCCACCUCUAUGAUCUUGAGACUGGUACCUGCAUCUACAUGAAUAGAAUCAGUGGAGAAACGAUUUUUGUUACUGCACCUCAUGAAGCCACAGCUGGAAUAAUUGGAGUAAACAGAAAGGGACAAGUUCUGUCAGUGUGUGUGGAAGAAGAAAACAUAAUUCCUUACAUCACCAAUGUUCUACAAAAUCCUGAUUUGGCUCUGAGAAUGGCUGUACGUAACAACUUAGCCGGUGCUGAAGAACUCUUUGCCCGGAAAUUUAAUGCUCUUUUUGCCCAGGGAAAUUACUCAGAGGCAGCAAAGGUGGCUGCUAAUGCACCAAAGGGUAUUCUUCGUACUCCAGACACUAUCCGUCGGUUCCAGAGUGUCCCAGCCCAGCCAGGUCAAACUUCUCCUCUACUUCAAUACUUUGGUAUCCUUUUGGACCAGGGACAGCUCAACAAAUACGAAUCCUUAGAGCUUUGUAGGCCUGUACUUCAGCAAGGGCGAAAACAGCUUUUGGAGAAAUGGUUAAAAGAAGAUAAGCUGGAAUGUUCUGAAGAACUGGGUGAUCUUGUGAAAUCUGUGGACCCUACAUUGGCACUUAGUGUGUACCUAAGGGCUAACGUCCCAAAUAAAGUCAUUCAGUGCUUUGCAGAAACAGGUCAAGUCCAGAAGAUUGUUUUAUAUGCUAAAAAAGUUGGAUACACUCCAGAUUGGAUAUUUCUGCUGAGAAAUGUAAUGCGAAUCAGUCCAGAUCAGGGACAGCAGUUUGCCCAAAUGUUAGUUCAAGAUGAAGAGCCUCUUGCUGACAUCACACAGAUUGUAGAUGUCUUUAUGGAAUACAAUCUAAUUCAGCAAUGUACUGCAUUCUUGCUUGAUGCUCUGAAGAAUAAUCGCCCAUCUGAAGGUCCUUUACAGACGCGGUUACUUGAGAUGAACCUUAUGCAUGCGCCUCAAGUUGCAGAUGCUAUUCUAGGCAAUCAGAUGUUCACACAUUAUGACCGGGCUCACAUUGCUCAACUGUGUGAAAAGGCUGGCCUACUGCAGCGUGCAUUAGAACACUUCACUGAUUUAUAUGAUAUAAAACGUGCAGUGGUUCACACCCAUCUUCUUAACCCUGAGUGGUUAGUCAACUACUUUGGUUCCUUAUCAGUAGAAGACUCCCUAGAAUGUCUCAGAGCCAUGCUGUCUGCCAACAUUCGUCAGAAUCUGCAGAUCUGUGUUCAAGUGGCUUCUAAAUAUCAUGAACAACUGUCAACUCAGUCUCUGAUUGAACUUUUUGAAUCUUUCAAGAGUUUUGAAGGUCUCUUUUAUUUUCUGGGAUCCAUUGUUAACUUUAGUCAGGACCCAGAUGUGCACUUUAAAUACAUUCAGGCAGCUUGCAAGACUGGGCAAAUCAAAGAAGUAGAAAGAAUCUGUAGAGAAAGCAACUGCUAUGAUCCUGAGCGAGUCAAGAAUUUUCUUAAGGAAGCGAAACUAACAGAUCAGCUACCACUUAUCAUUGUAUGUGAUCGAUUUGACUUUGUCCAUGAUUUGGUGCUCUAUUUAUAUAGAAAUAAUCUUCAAAAGUAUAUAGAGAUAUAUGUACAGAAGGUGAAUCCAAGUCGACUUCCUGUGGUUAUUGGAGGAUUACUUGAUGUUGACUGUUCUGAAGAUGUCAUAAAAAACUUGAUUCUUGUUGUAAGAGGUCAAUUCUCUACUGAUGAGCUUGUUGCUGAGGUUGAAAAAAGAAACAGAUUGAAACUGCUUCUGCCUUGGCUAGAGGCCAGAAUUCAUGAGGGCUGUGAGGAGCCUGCUACUCACAAUGCCUUAGCCAAAAUCUACAUAGACAGUAAUAACAACCCGGAGAGAUUUCUUCGUGAAAAUCCCUACUAUGACAGUCGCGUUGUUGGAAAGUAUUGUGAGAAGAGAGAUCCACAUCUGGCCUGUGUUGCUUAUGAACGUGGCCAGUGUGAUCUGGAACUUAUUAAUGUUUGCAAUGAGAAUUCCCUCUUCAAAAGUCUUUCUCGCUACCUGGUACGUCGAAAGGAUCCAGAAUUGUGGGGCAGCGUGCUGCUGGAAAGCAAUCCUUACAGGAGACCCCUAAUUGACCAGGUUGUACAAACAGCUUUGUCUGAGACUCAGGACCCUGAAGAAGUGUCAGUAACUGUCAAGGCUUUCAUGACUGCAGACCUUCCUAAUGAACUGAUUGAACUGCUGGAGAAAAUUGUCCUUGAUAACUCUGUAUUCAGUGAACACAGGAAUCUGCAAAACCUCCUUAUCCUCACCGCAAUUAAAGCUGACCGUACACGUGUUAUGGAGUAUAUUAACCGCUUGGAUAAUUAUGAUGCCCCAGAUAUUGCCAAUAUCGCCAUCAGCAAUGAGCUGUUUGAAGAAGCAUUUGCCAUUUUCCGGAAAUUUGAUGUCAAUACUUCAGCAGUUCAGGUCUUAAUUGAACAUAUUGGAAACUUGGAUCGGGCAUAUGAGUUUGCUGAACGUUGCAAUGAACCUGCGGUCUGGAGUCAACUUGCAAAAGCCCAGUUGCAGAAAGGAAUGGUGAAAGAAGCCAUUGAUUCUUAUAUCAAAGCAGACGAUCCUUCCUCCUACAUGGAAGUUGUUCAGGCUGCCAAUACUAGUGGAAACUGGGAAGAACUGGUGAAGUACUUGCAGAUGGCCCGUAAGAAGGCUCGAGAGUCCUAUGUGGAGACAGAAUUGAUAUUUGCGCUGGCUAAAACAAACCGCCUUGCAGAGUUAGAAGAAUUUAUCAAUGGACCAAAUAAUGCUCAUAUCCAACAAGUUGGUGACCGUUGUUAUGAUGAAAAAAUGUAUGAUGCUGCUAAGUUGUUGUACAAUAAUGUUUCCAAUUUUGGACGUUUGGCAUCUACCCUGGUUCACCUGGGUGAAUAUCAGGCAGCUGUUGAUGGGGCUAGGAAAGCUAACAGUACUCGAACAUGGAAAGAGGUCUGCUUCGCCUGUGUAGAUGGGAAAGAAUUCCGUCUUGCUCAGAUGUGUGGACUUCAUAUUGUUGUACACGCAGAUGAAUUAGAAGAACUUAUCAACUACUAUCAGGAUCGUGGCUAUUUUGAAGAGCUGAUUACCAUGUUGGAAGCAGCACUGGGACUUGAGCGAGCUCACAUGGGAAUGUUUACUGAAUUAGCUAUUCUAUACUCUAAAUUUAAGCCUCAGAAAAUGAGGGAGCACCUGGAGCUGUUCUGGUCUAGAGUGAAUAUUCCCAAGGUGCUAAGAGCUGCAGAACAAGCUCAUCUUUGGGCAGAACUGGUGUUUUUGUAUGACAAGUAUGAAGAAUAUGAUAAUGCCAUAAUUACCAUGAUGAAUCAUCCAACUGAUGCCUGGAAAGAAGGGCAGUUCAAAGAUAUCAUUACCAAGGUUGCCAAUGUGGAACUAUACUAUAGAGCAAUACAGUUCUAUUUAGAAUUCAAGCCUCUGUUGUUAAAUGAUUUGCUGAUGGUGCUGUCUCCACGGUUGGAUCACACUCGUGCAGUCAAUUAUUUCAGCAAGGUUAAACAGCUACCACUGGUGAAACCAUAUUUGCGUUCAGUUCAGAACCAUAACAACAAAUCUGUGAAUGAAUCAUUAAACAACCUCUUUAUUACAGAAGAAGAUUAUCAGGCUCUGCGAACAUCAAUAGAUGCUUAUGACAACUUUGACAAUAUCUCGCUUGCUCAGCGUUUGGAAAAACAUGAACUCAUUGAGUUCAGGAGAAUUGCUGCUUAUCUCUUCAAAGGCAACAAUCGCUGGAAACAGAGUGUAGAGCUGUGCAAGAAAGACAGCCUUUACAAGGAUGCAAUGCAGUAUGCUUCUGAAUCUAAAGAUACUGAGUUGGCUGAAGAACUCCUGCAGUGGUUUUUGCAGGAAGAAAAAAGAGAGUGCUUUGGAGCUUGUCUGUUUACCUGUUACGAUCUUUUAAGGCCAGAUGUUGUCCUAGAAACUGCAUGGAGGCACAAUAUCAUGGAUUUUGCCAUGCCCUAUUUCAUCCAGGUCAUGAAGGAAUACUUGACAAAGGUUGAUGCAAUAAAGGAAAAGGUGGAUAAAUUAGAUGCUUCAGAAUCACUGAGAAAAGAAGAAGAACAAGCUACAGAGACACAACCCAUUGUUUAUGGUCAGCCCCAGCUGAUGCUGACAGCAGGACCCAGUGUUGCCGUCCCUCCCCAGGCACCUUUUGGUUAUGGUUAUACCGCACCACCGUAUGGACAGCCACAGCCUGGCUUUGGGUACAGCAUGUGAGAUGAAAAGCUGAUCCUGUAGUCAUCUAUUUUCGUACUGAAACAUCGUCUCUACCCACUUCUCUGUUUAUAAUGGGGGAAACAGGCAACGUGUUCUUGUAACCUUUAUUUCAUGAAGGACUCCUUUUUGUUUCUAACUAUAAACUUGGAUCACCUAUGUUAAAACCUUAUUUCACAUUCCACAUCAUUUUAGAAUUUAUUUUCGAAGGGGAAUAGUUUCAAUGUUUUAUUCACUUGGGCUUUUUUUCUUCCCCCUCAUUCUUAAACUGCUUAAUAUUUAAUCUGUUGUGAAGAAUCUGAUUUGCACUCUGUAGUGUUUAAAGAAACAAAGAAACUCUAAUAUUGAAUCUCUUAAAUUUAGUGUAUGUAAACAGCUUACAAAUAUGUAUUGUCUAAAUGCAUUUAAAUCUGUUUUAUUCAAAGAAAAGCUAAAGCAAAAAUACUGGCAUAUGACCAUGCAAGACUGUCAAUGCCAACAAAGACAACACUAAUCAGCACAUCCUACACUGGAUUGCAGUGCUUUCCAGAUUAUUUGAAAAAUGUUACAGACAACUUGCCUGAUUUUUAAAUGAGCAUAAAAGGCCCUCUAACCUAUGCAGGUUUCCCCAUUAUACAUAUAGAAAAUGCUAGUAUGUUUUGCUCACUUCAUAUGUAACAGGUGCCCUUAUGUUGUGCUGUAUCCUGUGCUUUUUCUGUGGGACCAUUCCAUUCAGGAGCAAAGAGCACCAUGAUUCCAAUCUUGUGUGUGUUUACUAACCCUUCCCUGAGGUUUGUGUAUGUUGGAUAUUGUGGUGUUUUAGAUCACUGAGUGUACAGAAGAGAGAAAUUCAAACAAAAUAUUGCUGUUAUUCAGUUUUGUUUGUGGAAUUUGAAAUUACUCAAGUUUAAAAUAAAUUACUGGACUGUGGAAAAACAUAGAUUUGAAGUUUUAAUUAAAUACCACUCAAACCAAAAGAACUUAAUUAAAUACCACUCAAACCAAAAGAACAGUAGUUUUUGUAGUUUUAUAUUGGAUACUGAGGCAUUACAGGGAGGCAUGAAAGGAAGAGGAAUGAGGAUUGAGACAUGUGAAGACAUUAUGCAUUUUAUCAAUGUGCAUUCCUGUAUUUCAGUAAGGUACAUGCAGUAGUCUAAAGAACCAGAGUCAUUACUCUAGUGGCUUACAUUUACUGUCUCCAACGUUUUAGCCAAGUGACACUUGAGGUUUUUAUCUAGGCAUUUCACUUAAAUGAACAAAUCAUGGCUGUUAUAUUAACUUGAAAUAAAAUAUAUUUAAACAUGUA
Molecule: messenger RNA, 6568 nt
Organism: Macaca mulatta (Rhesus monkey)
Lineage: Eukaryota; Metazoa; Chordata; Mammalia; Primates; Cercopithecidae
Gene: CLTC
Product: clathrin heavy chain
Biological process (GO): clathrin coat assembly; mitotic cell cycle; intracellular protein transport
Cellular component (GO): clathrin complex; extracellular exosome; spindle
Molecular function (GO): clathrin light chain binding; structural molecule activity
Source: RefSeq, a predicted model, not a curated record